This is a messenger RNA of Stegostoma tigrinum, 2583 nucleotides long. Its product is annotated as extracellular calcium-sensing receptor-like. Lineage: Eukaryota; Metazoa; Chordata; Chondrichthyes; Orectolobiformes; Stegostomatidae. The record is from RefSeq and is a predicted model, not a curated record. Gene Ontology annotation, cellular component: membrane. Gene Ontology annotation, molecular function: G protein-coupled receptor activity. Gene Ontology annotation, biological process: G protein-coupled receptor signaling pathway.
AUGGAGAUAUCACCUUGGGAGGAAUUUUUCCAUUGCAUUACCACAUUGAGUAUCCGGACCUAUCGUUCAGCAAACAUCCGGGACCGGCAAAAUGCCUCAGGUUUGUUUGUGCUAUUAGAUGCUCCAUUUGGGAAUGAGUGCUUUCAGUUUCGUCUUUUCCGGUUUGCACUGGCGAUGAUUUUUGCAAUAGAGGAAAUAAGCAAUGAUACAGCACUGCUUCCCAGUGUUACUCUAGGAUACCGCAUAUACGAUUCUUGUCAUUUACCCCAGCUAUCAUUAAAAGCAGCUCUGGAGUUUCUAAGCAGUCAAGAGGCGAACACGUUCUCUAGUAAAUGUAAAAACUCCUCCAUCGUUCCUGCGAUUGUUGCUGAUUCUGGGUCCACGCAGUCUUUAGCAAUAGCACCUCCCAUCGGUGCCUUCAGAAUCCCAAUGGUUAGCUACUUUUCUACCUGUGCCUGCCUCAGCAAUAGAAAGGAAUAUCCGUCAUUUUAUCGAACUAUAUCAAGUGAUUACUAUCAGGCGAAAGCAUUAGCCCAGAUGGUGAAACAUUUCGGAUGGACCUGGAUCGGGGCAGUUAAGGGUGACGAUGACUAUGGAAACUUUGGGAUGCAAGCAUUUCAAGAGGAGGGACAACAAUUAGGCGUUUGUAUCGCUUUUUCUGAGUCAUUUCAUAAAACAUACACUCAAGAGAAGUUACAAAAAACAAUCAAUACCAUAAAAACUUCUUCUACGAAAGUUAUCGUUACAUUUAUCGGAGAAGCAAGCAUGGGAGUCCUUCCAAAGGAAAUGAUUGGACAAAACGUCAGCGGCAUACAAUGGAUUGGAACCGAAUCAUGGGUUUCCACGUUGCUUCUUCCUCCGAAGGAAAGUAAAAGUAUUGCUUCUAGUGCAAUUGGAGUUGCAAUUCCCAAGGUCAGCAUUCCAGGGUUAAGGGAGUUCCUCAUGAAAGUUCACCCAUCCCAGUAUCCAGGAAACCUCUUGGUGAAAAAGUUUUGGGAAAGUUGUUUUGGAUGCACUCUAAGCCGUGGAAAUAAAAAGGAUCCUCCAAAUGCUGAACCACAGCUUAAGGAAUGCACAGGAAGAGAAAAUUUAGAGAAUGUCCAGAAUGAUUUUACUGACAUGUUGCAGUAUAGAGUCACUUACAACAUGUACAAAGCAACUUAUGCUAUAGCUCAUGCACUACACAAUAUGAUCUCCUGCAAAACCGGGGAAGGGCCUUUCGCCAAUGGCAGUUGUGCAAGUGUUUCGAAUUUUCAACCGUGGCAGUUACUAUAUUACAUGAGAACAGUGAAUUUCUAAGCAAGAUCAAGCAAGAUCAGCGAAAAGGUUUAUUUUGACAAAAACGGAGACCCUGUCGCAACAUAUGACAUUGUAAACUGGCAACCAAAUGUUUUCGGUAACAUUGACAUUGUAAAUGUUGGGUACUAUGAUGGGUCAGCUCGUUCUGGAGAAGAAUUUUCGAUAACAGAAGAGGCAAUUGUUUGGAGCGGCGGUCAGAAGUCGUUUAGCCACAUAGAAUUACUAGAAUUUGUUCACCAUUGUAUUCAUAUUCAUAACCGGAUUCCGAAAGCAGUUUGCUCUGAAAGCUGCCAUCACGGAACAAGGAAAGCAACACGAAAAGGGCAACCCAUUUGCUGUUUUGAUUGUAUACAAUGUGCACAAGGAGAAAUCAGCAACACAACUGAUUCCAUUCAGUGCAUAAAAUGUCCAACGGAAUUCAAAUCUAACGAGAGACGGGAUCAGUGCAUUCCAAAGGAAAUCGAAUUUCUUUCCUUUUCCGAGACAAUGGGAAUCAUUCUGGUGUCCCUGGCUUGGUGGGAGCCUGCGCCACUGUUGGUGUAUUCGCAAUAUUCUACGUCUCCGAUUGUUAAAGCUAAUAACUCUGAGUUAAGCUUCCUUCUUCUUUUUGCCCUCACUCUUUGCUUUCUAUGUUCAAUUACAUUCAUUGGUGAACCUUUAGAUUGGUCUUGUAUGGUCUGCCACGUGGUAUUUGGUAUUAGUUUUGUGCUUUGCAUAUCUUGUGCAUUGAGUAAAACAAUAGUGGUGGUGAUGGCAUUCAAAGCAACGUUUCCUAACAAUAAUAUGAUGAAGUGUUUUGGACCAAGACAACAACGGCUGAUGGUUUACAUCCUUUCCCUGGUACAACGUGCAAUAUGUGCUACCUGGUUAAUUACAUUUCCACCUUAUCCUUUGAGAAACCGAAGCCACUCUAAUGAGAUAAUCGUGUUUGAAUGCAAUGUAGGAUCGCCGUUAGCCUUCUAUUGUGUACUCCGUUAUAUUGGAUUUCUGUCCUGUGUGUGUUUUGUUGUAGCGUUUUUAGCUCGACAACUUCCAGAUAACUUCAAUGAAGCUAAACACAUAACGUUUAGUAUGCUUAUCUUUUGUGCAGUUUGGGUAACUUUCAUUCCAGCUUACAUAAGUUCUCCAGGAAAAUAUGCUGUGGCAGUUGAAAUAUUUGCUAUUUUGGCUUCGAGCUUUGGCCUACUUUUUUGCAUUUUUGCCCCAAAAUGUUAUAUUAUUCUUCUGAGUAAAGAAAAGAAUACAAAGCGGAACAUGAUAGGCUCGGUGACUUCUAAAAUAUGA